AUGCCCAAUGCACCGACGAUACCUUGCGAUUCGAAAGCACUGAUAAGCUGUGAAACAGCUCCAGUAGGUGCUCCACAAGAAGUAGCAGGAGGUUUGGUUGUAGCAGGAGCACAGAUAUCCGAGACAGCAGAUGAAAUUGCACUCGAAAUAGCAGCAGAUGAAGCAGCGCCAGAAGUUGGAGAUCCAGAAGCACCCGAGGAAGCACCACCGGCACCAGAAGAAGCAGCACCUGAAGUAGGGGAUCCAGAAACACCGGAUGAAGCACUGCUAGCUCCAGAAGAAGCAGAACCCGAAGUGGGAGAUCCAGAAGCACCCGAGGAAGCGCCGCUAGCACCAGAUGAAGCAGCACCCGAAGUGGGAGAUCCAGAGGCACCCGAGGAAGCACCGCUAGCACCAGAUGAAGCAGCACCCGAAGUGGCAGAUCCAGAGGCACCCGAGGAAAUUCCGCUAGCACCUGAAGAAGCAGCACCCGAAGUGGCAGAUCCAGAGGCACCCGAGGAAGCACCGCUAGCACCUGAUGAAGCAGCACCGGAAGAAGCAGCACCCGAGGAAGCACCGCUAGCACCUGAAGAAGCAGCACCUGAGGCAGAUCCAGAGGCACCCGAGGAAGCACCGCUAGCACUAGAUGAAGCAGCACCCGAAGUGGGAGAUCCAGAGGCACCCGAGGAAGAACCGCUAGCACCUGAAGAAGCAGCACCCGAAGUGGCAGAUCCAGAGGCACCCGAGGAAGCACCGCUAGCACCUGAUGAGGCAGCACCAGAAGAAGCAGCACCCGAGGAAGCACCUGAAGAAGCAGCACCUGAAGUGGCAGAUCCAGAGGCACCCGAGGAAGCACCGCUAGCACCAGAUGAAGCAGCACCCGAAGUGGGAGAUCCAGAGGCACCCGAGGAAGCACCGCUAGCACCUGAAGAAGCAGCACCCGAAGUGGCAGAUCCAGAGGCACCCGAGGAAGCACCGCUAGCACCUGAAGAAGCAGCACCCGAAGGGGUAGAUCCAGAGGCACUCGAGGAAGCAGCGCCUGAUGAAGCACCGCUGGCACCAGAAGAAGCAGCGCCUGAUGAAGCACCGCUAGCACCAGAUGAAGCAGCACCUGAGGAAAUAACACUAGCGCCAGAAGAAGCAGCACUCGAAGCUCCUGAAGUGACUAAAGAGCUACUCUUAGCUGAAGUGAUGGCUGCAGCGGACGAAACACUCAAAGAAGAUGAUGAUGGCAGCGUACAAAUAAGACGCGUCGUAGAUACGGCACCGCCACCACAGACAGAGGUGGUAGGGUUCUGA
Molecule: messenger RNA, 1278 nt
Organism: Sugiyamaella lignohabitans
Lineage: Eukaryota; Fungi; Ascomycota; Dipodascomycetes; Dipodascales; Trichomonascaceae
Product: Disintegrin and metalloproteinase domain-containing protein 30
Exons: 2
Coding region: 1-1278 (425 amino acids)
Source: RefSeq, a predicted model, not a curated record